AUGCUUCGAGCCUCUCUCUUUCUACUAAUGCUAGGAUGUAUCUCUAGCCAUGGACUGUUGUAUCCUCACGAAACUGAAACGCGUCAAGUAAAGUCAUUAGAUGGCUUGUGGCAUUUUCGACUCGAUGAACAUGCCGUUGGAGAGAGUGAACGAUGGUUUGCUUUGCCAGAACUGCCUGAACCAACAAUUUUUAUGCCUGUUCCAGCUUCUUUCAAUGAUAUUACACAAAAUAUUACUAUUCAUCGACAUAUUGGAUGGGUGUGGUAUGCAAGAGAUGUUUUUGUUCCAAAGACAGCUGGACUUCGUUGGGUACUUCGAUUUCAAGCCGCUCAUUACGAGAGUCGUGUUUGGGUAAAUGGGCAGUCAGCAGUGAAUCAUUCGGGUGGACAUUUACCGUUCGAAGGUGACAUAACACCGUUUAUCAAAAAUAGCAAUGACGUUUCAUCAAAAGUACGCAUAGUUGUAGCAGUUAACAAUACUCUUACACCUACAACCUUACCACCAGGUGAAUUACACAUCUAUAGUUCUACCUACCGCGAAUUAGAAACUCCAUUUGAUUUUUUCAAUUAUGCUGGUAUUGACCGGUCCGUUCUGCUCUAUUCUACAUCCACUACUUACAUUCAGGAUAUUACUAUCGAUACUCAGAGUAUUGAUUAUGAUGCACAACACACAGCUACAUCUGCUACUCUAACGUAUUCUAUUACCAUUGCUGGCAGCAACUCACACAAUGCAGUUCGUGUACUCAUCGAAUUGUUAGACACCGAAGGUGUGGUAGUGGCCAACAAUACUGAUUCUCGUUCGGUUCUUAUAGUUAACAAACCAAACUUAUGGCAACCUUGUGGUAUGAACCACACUCACCCAUGUACCGAACACAGUUAUCUCUACACUCUACAAGUAACACUCUAUAACGAUGCAUCAUCAAGAGAAAUACUUGAUAUCUAUCGAAUUAACCAUAUCGGCAUUCGAACAAUUCGAUUGACUGACUCAAAAUUUUUAGUUAAUGAACGACUAUUCUACUUUCAUGGUGCUAACGCACAUGAGGACAGUGAUAUUCGUGGCAAAGGUUUCGACAAUGUUAUUCUUGCGAAACACUUCAAUUUAUAUGGUUGGCUACAUGGAAAUGCGUUUCGAACAUCUCAUUAUCCAUAUGCCGAUGAAUUUUAUCACAUGGCUGAUCGCUUUGGUAUCGCUAUCAUCGGUGAAACUCCAGCUGUCGGUUUAACAAAAGCACACUAUUUCUCGCCAGAAACACUUGCACAUCAUAAACAAGUCAUUACUGAAAUGAUCAGUCGCGAUCGAAAUCAUCCUUCAGUAUUAAUGUGGUCACUUGCAAAUGAACCCGGUUCGGGAUUACCUGAAGCAAAAGAUUAUUUCAGUGCCAUAGCUAAUUUUACUAGACCGCUAGCGGCUGGGCGUCCCAUCACCUAUGUGAUCUCUGCUAGCCAUAAUAGUGAUCUAGGGAUUCAAUUCUUCGAUAUGGUUUGUAUAAAUCGUUACUUUGGUUGGUAUUCUCAAUUUGGUCGCAUAGAUCAAAUUCCCGAUUUAGUCACUCAAGAACUUGCUGCUUGGCGACAAAGAUUUCCAACGAAACCAAUCCUAAUGAGUGAAUAUGGCGCCGACACAGUACCUGGUCUCCACAGCGAUCCAUCGAUGAUGUUUACAGAAGAAUAUCAAAAAGAUUACUAUUUGGCUUAUCAUUCUUCAUUUGACAAUGUCUCAUCUCUUAUUCACCCAACGACUGGCUUUUUUGUAGGUGAAUUACCUUGGAAUAUGUUCGACUUUGCUACUGAUCAAAGUACUAUUCGAGUUGGUGGUCUCAACCGAAAAGGUCUUUUUACACGUCAACGACAGCCAAAAGCAGCUGCUUUCGUCAUCAAAUAUCGCUAUGAACAAUUGGAAGCAGUGCCAACAUCGUACGAAAGAGUUCCUUAA
Messenger RNA from Adineta ricciae, 1932 nucleotides. The record is from the annotation of a GenBank genome assembly. Lineage: Eukaryota; Metazoa; Rotifera; Eurotatoria; Adinetida; Adinetidae.